CCUUUGUAAAUCCAAAACAGCUGAUAAAAAGAAAAACAGAAAUGCAAUUUCAUCUCCCCUUGCCCAUGGCCACAAGCUGUCGUCGAAUCCGACCACCGUUAUCGAAUCCGACAACUGCGGAAUCUGAAACCGCCGCCCAAUCCGAACAAGCUCACGGCUAGAUAUUCGUUCCAUAUUGCUCUUUUCCUUUCUCCUCGACAAUGUUUCCUCUUUUUCUGAAAAUUUUUUCCUUUCCACCUUCUCGUCUUUCUCGCAAGGUUUUUACUACGUUUAAAGUGCGUGGGUUCUCAUCAUAUUCUUCUCCUCCCAAGGUUUCAGUAUCAGUAUGGUGGCACAUUGACAGCUGUCCCGUGCCCUCUGGGUUUAGCUUUUCCAAGGUAGCACCUUCAAUUACGGCAGCCGUUAGAGCUAACGGGAUUAUGGGUACAAUUCGUAUUCGCGCUUAUGGUGAUGUCGUCGACAAAGAGGCUCUUAAUUCAACCAACAUUACUCUACACUCCUUUUUCGACGAUUACCCUUUUCCAUUGCACAAAACUUAUACGGAUACAAAGAACAAUACCUAUAAACAUUUUCUUGCGGAUCUUAAUGAUUGGGUUUCCGAAAAUCCUCCACCACGACACCUCUUUUUGAUAUUUGGUAAGGAAGAAUUCUCUAGCAGUGGCGUAUUGCACCGGUUAAGAAUGUGCAACUACAAUAUCUUGCUUGCAUGUCCCGGAUGGGCUCAUGUUGAUGCUCUCUGCCAUGCAGCAACUAUAAUGUGGGAGUGGUCUUCAAUGCUCAAUGGGGAUGACCUUACAGGAAAACAUUUCAACUAUCCUCCUGAUGGUCCCACUAAUUCAUGCUAUGAAAACUCAAAUGCGCCUCUUGAAAACCCCUUCUCAGUUGUUGAGUUGCACACAUCUUCACAAAAUUCGGAGGAGAUAUCCAAACCUACCUUGGACAUAAAGUCUUUUUCUAGGCAGGUUAUGAAAAUAUUGUGUUCGCAUCCAAAUGGGAUCUCCAUAGGAGAUCUUCGUGCAGAGUUGACAAAGUGUGAUGUGCCUUUGGUUAAACGCUUCUAUGGAAAUAAAAAGUUUUCCGACUUUCUAAUAUCUAUAUCAUAUGUAGAGCUCCAGUAUUUAGGAGGAGAUAAUUUUUGGGUGUGUUUGGUCCCAUCAACGACAUCUGCUGUUAAGAAUAACCAGAAGGAUGGUGCCACAACUCAAAAAGUGCGCAAUGACGGUAAAAAUAUGGAUAGAAGUGCAGAUGGGGUUCCCAAAAUAUCCUCAUCGUGUGUUAGCAGCGAGGGUGAUGAUUUAAAAUCAUUCCAAUCUAUCCCUUCACAAGGAAAACCUCUCGGGGAAUACGCUGAUGGUAAAUCAUCAUAUUUCUGUAGUUGGAUUAGUAGUUGGUGGACAUUUUUGAAAAGCAGGGCUAGUCAUUUUGAAGAGCCCAAGUCAUCAGAACUGCAACAGGAUCUUAGUCAUCCUCUGCAACCUCAUUGGGAUAACUUUAAAUUUAGGGUUGCAGUAUGGUGGGACUUUGACAGCUGUGGCGUCCCCUCCGGCAUUAGCUUUUUGAAUGUAGCACCUUCAAUUAUGGGAGUUCUUAGAGCCAACAGGAUUAAGGGCCCAAUUCAUAUCGACGCUUAUGGCGAUGUUUCUCAACUUUCACAGAUCAAACAAGAAGCACUUUUCCUAUCAGGCAUUGAUCUCCACCACGUUCCAGGUGGAAAGAACAAGAACAAAUGCUUUGUGGAUUGGUUUUCUUAAAAUCCCUCACCCAUACACCGCUUUUUGAUAUCUGGUGAUAAAGACAUAGACUUCUCCUGCAUAUGGCUUCGAAACUUUUAUAGGAGGGAGAACGACAACAUCUUCCUUGCAUGUCCAGGAAAGGAUCAUGGUUAUGUCAGCAGAUCAGCAUUUAUAGUAUGGCAGUGGUCUUCAAUGCUCAAGGGGAAAUAUCUUACUGGAAAAUAUUUCAUGUCUCCUUGUGGUUGGUAUGCUAAGGCGCGGAUGCCUCUUUAAUACCCUCCCGGGUGGUAUAGAAACUGGAAGGUGCGUCUUGAAAAUCCCUUCUUAGCUGCUGAGGAGCCCACAUCUACACCAAAUGUAGAGAUCCAUAAACUUUCUUCGUACUUAAAGCUUUUUGAUGUAGAUCCAAAGGUGUGUUAUAGGCGGGUUAGGGAGGUAUUGAGUUCGCACCCGAACGGAAUCUCCAUCGGAGAACUUCAGACGAGAUUGGGUAUUCCUGGAAAUAAUAUGAAGUAUUACAAAGUGGUAGCAUCUAUACCACAAGUACAACUCUUGUAUAUAGGAUAUCGUAAUUUUUGUGUACGUUUGAUCCCAUCAAACAACAUCUACCGCUGAGAAGAAGAAGCAGAGGGAUGUUGAUCAUUCAGAAAUGCCUGUGUUAUUUUCUACUGAUUCUUUUGGGGAUGAUGUGGAAACUUUUGUUUUCUCAUCUAGAGGAUCACGUCUUAUUUCCCGUUCAGUAAGCAGGGAGGAUCUGGCUCAUAGAUUACAAAGGCAUGUACCCAGGUUUUUUAUGUCUCUCACCGAAAAUGAAAUCCUUCAAUUGGUGGAAUUGUUGAUAACAAAGUUUAAAUGGUUGAAGGAAAGCCCCUCAGAAGCAUUUCCUUUUAUUUUAACUCAAUCUGUUAGGUUUCGACCAAAAAAAAGAAAAACCUCAAUCUAUUAGGCUAACUAUGCCUACUUUAUAACUGAAAGAGCUGCUAAUUGAUGGCACAUGGAGCAGAAUUCUUGAGAUCCGUCUUCUCAGCCCCUCCCUCUGUUUAGCAAGCCCGAUAAGUUAGAGGACUAAAGGAUCAAUUGAGCCAAUCAGAUACUACGAUCCUUAAUGCAAGAUUUAAGUACUUUAGCUUUGAAUUAAAUUUUGUAAUGAGUUUCAGAACUUGUUCUACUAUAAAGGCUAUAACCCAAUAUAUGAAAAUAAAUCGUAAGAAUAGGUAUAAAAACUAUUGGAUUUAUUAGCCUAUUUAUCAUAAUAUAAAUUAUUAUUUGUCAUUUGUCCUAAUAAUCAUUAAAAUGAAGGUGAUUGAA
Molecule: messenger RNA, 3041 nt
Organism: Medicago truncatula (barrel medic)
Lineage: Eukaryota; Viridiplantae; Streptophyta; Magnoliopsida; Fabales; Fabaceae
Exons: 4
Coding region: 201-1751 (516 amino acids)
Biological process (GO): regulation of gene expression
Cellular component (GO): peroxisome
Molecular function (GO): RNA nuclease activity
Source: RefSeq, a predicted model, not a curated record